This is a messenger RNA of Syngnathus acus (greater pipefish), 1075 nucleotides long. RefSeq lists its product as uncharacterized. The transcript has 4 exons. Bases 222 to 740 code for a protein of 172 amino acids. The record is from RefSeq and is a predicted model, not a curated record. Lineage: Eukaryota; Metazoa; Chordata; Actinopteri; Syngnathiformes; Syngnathidae.
UUGUGUGUGUGUUUUUUACAUUAAGUCUGCAGAAGGGUGUGUUCUUGCUUUCUUUUGCUGAGCGCUGCCUGGUGUCAUUGUCAGACGUGUCAAGAUCAAGAAGACGACGACAAACCGACGGUCCUCAGGUUAGGUGACACGCUUGUGCAGCAGCGUGUGACGUCGCUGCAUCCAGCAGAGGGCGUCCUUACAGAGUGUUUGUGCAGGUUGCGGUGUGGACGAUGGCCCAAAAAGCGAGUUUGGCGGUGCUGGUGUUGCUGGCCGUCGCCGCGGCAACCGUGACGGCGCAGAGGCGACGCACGCAGACAGCCAACGCGCAAACGCAGACGACCAACGCGGAUGAGUGGAACUACAGGGAUGGCUCCGACAGGGUCAGCAUGAGGGGCGUGGCCAACCUGACUGAGAUCCUGGACAACUGGCGUUUCGACAUUGUCAACCAGAUGAAGGGACUCCUGCAAAACGACCACCAGUCCCUGCUGCCCGACUACGCCAGGAUCCAACCUCUGUCGGAGGCUCUGGGUGAUCUCUACAAGGAGUUCAAUGCCCUCAAAGCUCACCUGGGCGAGCUAACGGAAAAGUUCACCGCCAUGGAGACCUUCAUGGAUGAGGUGAAGGCCAGCAGGGGAAGCCGCCAGGCUCAGACCCAGACCCAGACCCAGGCCUCUUCAGCCGCCGUGCCCAGGCAGACAGGCAGGCGGGUGAUGAAGAAGAAGACCACCCCCGUGGCCACCACCUCCUAAGGAUGACCGUGACCAUGUAUUUAUGCUUUAUCUGCUUUUUUGCAUUUUUUCCCAGAGUGUUAAAAAGUUAAUUUGUUCCUGCUACAAAUAUGUGCUAAGACGCUAAAGCUAUCGAGUUACCAGGUGGCUUUGUUGCUCUCUGGAAACAUUUGGGUCGGCACACUUUGAGGGAUUUGGUUUUGCCGCUGGAGUUCAGCCCAACACGUUGAACGGCAUCCAAGUCAGAUUGUUUGGAUAGGCUUGCUUCCCCUUUGGGGUUUGUUCCCUGCUACAUCACGCACGCACAAACACACGCACACAUGCAGUUAACCAAUAAAGUCAAUUUUUGCAGCACA